UAAGCGGAACGUACAACUCGCGGAUCAGACAUGCGUUGCCAGUAUACACACCUACCCCGUCAGAAUCAAGUAUAACGAGCGAUUCACACGCACGGCGGUAGCAGUGAUCCCGAACCUAGCAGAACGAAUGAUAUUAGGAAUGGACUUCCUGUCAAAGCGAGGCAUUGUUGUGACCUUAGACGGCCAGCCACUAAAUCCCGACACGUCACCGAGGCCCACACCCACAUUGUGUUGCCUAACAGAACGGGCUCACUUAAAUGAGGAACAAAAUCAGGAAUUAACACACUUCUUGGACCACAAUAAGACGCUGUUCUCCAAAAUCACCGGACCAAGUACAGCCGCCGAACACACCAUUACACUGCGAUACAACCAACCGCUGAAGCAGCGCUACUACCCGCGCAAUCCCGCCAUGCAGCAGCAAAACUACAUAAACCCACCUGAUACUACCAAAACUAUCAGGUCAAGAAAUACUCAGAAGAAAACCACCGAGAUGGCAUCACGCAAGCAAGGGAGAAAGAACCUCCAACCAACACCACCAGACGAGCCUCGGCCAAUAUCACCAUGGCAGCCUCCUUUCGAAGCCGUCCCAUGGCCACCCAACAAGCCCCGUAUCCUGAACGUGAAAAUAUUCCACGGACCACCUUUAAUCUUACCACACGCAGACCAAUGCAAACCACUGUUCGCGAUCACUACACGUCCGGCAGAGAUUCACGACAUAGCCCGAGAUCCGACCAACCCGUCAACUUAUGGCAACACCAAAGAAGCAACCACACGCCGCACCAAAACACGCGACAUAGUAACACCGCCGACCAGCGGCAAAAACGAAGGGGUAACUACAGUACAGCCCGUAUUAGACCCGGCAGCGGACAUCAAGGGGGCACCGCCGGAAAACCCAUUCCGAAACCUCCGCUUACAACGCCCACACAAGAACUUACAAAAAAGGAGGAUCCGCUGGCAUAAGCGCAAAAUCAAUGUCCUCCGCAUGGACGCAAACCACGCCCUGGUCAGAUAUCAUGAGCAAAGCCAAGUGAUAGAGUUCACAGACUGA
Molecule: messenger RNA, 1048 nt
Organism: Rhagoletis zephyria (snowberry fruit fly)
Lineage: Eukaryota; Metazoa; Arthropoda; Insecta; Diptera; Tephritidae
Source: RefSeq, a predicted model, not a curated record